Scleropages formosus (Asian bonytongue) is the source of this 6189-nucleotide messenger RNA. RefSeq names its product striatin, calmodulin binding protein 4 (gene strn4). Lineage: Eukaryota; Metazoa; Chordata; Actinopteri; Osteoglossiformes; Osteoglossidae. The transcript has 17 exons. The coding region runs from base 483 to 2855 and encodes 790 amino acids. Gene Ontology annotation, molecular function: armadillo repeat domain binding; calmodulin binding; protein phosphatase 2A binding. The record is from RefSeq and is a predicted model, not a curated record. Gene Ontology annotation, cellular component: dendrite.
AGUUGCCGCCCUGGUAACCGCUGCUAACGCCGUUCUACUUUUGCCAUGUGUAUCACUAUCUUGCAGCCUUCCUGUGCGCGUGAGAUCACAAUGUGGCAGGAAGCUGCCGCCCUGGCUACCGCUGGUAACGCCGUUAUGUACAGUAUUUACAAUACCAAUUCUGCUCGCAAGGAUCACUAUUUUCCAGCCAUCCCGAAUCCAGUGAGAUCACAAUGUGGCAGGAAGCUACCGCCCUGGUCGUCGCUCCUAUCACAGUCUUCCUUCGCUGGAGCGACUCCGCUCGUCGGGGAUCACUAUUAUGCAGUGAUCCUCGUUCCUUAUGACUCCCUGCGUUUCUCUUUCGCGACAGAGUGGGUGAGGGAGAGGAAGAAAGGGAGCGAAUCCGCGCUGGCAUUCCGGGGAAAAAAAGGGGGCUUCUCCUGCCGUUAUUCUCCUGCUAUCCUACCGCCUUGUCCCGGGCGACUGCUCGACUUAGCGACGUAAUGGAGGCGGAAAGGUCUGGCGGAGGAGCGGGCGCCACGAACCCGAGCUCCGGCGGAGGAGGAGGAGGGAGCGGCGUGGGGCGCAACCCCAACGGGCCCAAAGCUGUUCCGGGGCCGGCAGCGGCGGCGGCUGCGGCUGCCGCAGCGGCAGCGGCUGCUCCUCCUCCUCCAUUGGCGGCGGCAGCGGCGGCGGCGGCGGCGGCGACGACAGGGGGCGCGGCGGGGGGCUCAUCCCAAGUGCGGGAGCCGCAGGACGGCGAGGCGGGCCUGUCUCUGCCCGGCAUCCUGCACUUCAUCCAGUACGAGUGGAGCCGCUUCCAGGCCGAAAAAUACCGGUGGGAAGCGGAGCGGGACGAACUGCGGGCUCAGGUGGCCUUCCUGCAGGGCGAGCGCAAGGGCCAGGAGAACAUGAAGCAGGACCUGGUGAGGAGGAUCAAGAUGCUGGAGUAUGCACUCAAGCAGGAGAGGGCCAAGCAUCAGAAGCUUAAGGCUGGUAAUGAGCAGAACCCUGGAGAGAAGAAAACAGAGACUGAGUCAGAAAAAGUCUCCAACGGGCCGGCAGAGACAGACACAGAGCCAGGCAAUCAGAUGUCCUGGAAGGAGGGUCGUCAGCUUCUGCGCAAGUAUUUGGAAGAAGUGGGCUACUCGGACACCAUUCUGGACAUGCGCUCCAAGCGUGUGCGGUCCCUGCUGGGUCGCAGCAGCCCCGAAGCCAACGGGCCACCACCGGCAGAGCCCCCUCCAGAGCCAGAGCCGGAGCCACGUGGGGGGGAGUCCCUGCUGGUCCGCCAGAUCGAGGAGCAGAUCAAGAGGAACGCUGGGAAAGAGAGCUCCAAGGAGCGUGCGGGCGGCUCUCUGCUAGACAAGCUGCCCUUCCUACACGGCUGCGAGGAUGAGGAUGAGGAGGACAGCGACGAAGAGGACGACUUCCAGGGCGUCGCCACCGACUGCAUCGACGGGCCUCGCAAGAGCAAGAAGGCGCGCGUCAAGCUUGGGGCUGAACCCAUGACAGCAGAUCUGGACCCUGAGGAUGAAGAGGACGAAGAUGACUCGGAGGAUGCCCUGAGCGAGUUUGACUUCCUUGGCUCAGGAGAGGAGGGUGAGGGGGCUGGAGAGGCACGCAUCUCGGGGGAUGGCCGAGAGCUAGAGAACCGCAGGAACAAGCUGCAGGGCAUGAUGUCGGAUUUCCCGGCCAAACCCUCCCCACCCCCCUCCGUCCCGGGACAGUCUCGCGUCAGUGAAGGGGGAGCUCUGGGCUUCUCUUCAGACGUCUUCAUCUUGGACACUGUUGGGGGCGGUGACAUGAACUUGGGCGAGCUUGCUGACCUUACUGUUGCCAAUGACAACGACCUCACCAUUGAUCUGCAGGACAACCGGGAGGAGUUCAAGAAGACGUGGAACCCACGCUUCACACUGCGCAGCCACUUUGAUGCCAUCCGUGCACUGACCUUUCACCCAAGUCAGGCUGUUCUGUUGACAGCCUCUGAGGACGGAACACUGAAGCUCUGGAACCUCAACAAGGCCAUGCACUCAAAAAAAAAUGCUGCACUGGAUGUUGAGCCCAUCUACACCUUCAGAGCCCACAGUGGGGCCGUGCUAUCACUGGCCAUGGGACAGGACGGGGAAUCGUGCUACAGCGGUGGUCUGGAUGGGACUGUCCGUGGCUGGAAGAUCCCUGACCUCAACGUUGACCCUUACGACAAUUAUGAUCCGGGGAUUGAAAGCAGUUUGUUGGCGGGACAUGAGGAUGCUGUCUGGGACCUGACGUACUCCGCCAUUUGCCAGCGGCUGGCGUCCUGCUCAGCUGAUGGAACGGUGCGCAUCUGGGACCCCCAGAGCUCCACCCCCUGCCUCUCUGUUUUCAACAAGGAGAAGGAGCAUGGGAUCCCGACCUCAGUGGCCUUUGUGAACUCGGACCCCUCCCAGGUGGUGGUGUCCUUCGACCGGGGCGAGACGCUGCUGUACGACCUCAACACGGAACAGAGCAUUGUGGCUCUGGAGAGUCAGACCAAGGAGGGUAGCGAGUUGAUCAACCGCGUUGCGAGCCACCCGUCUCAGCCCAUCUCCGUCACGGCCCAUGAGAACCGCACCAUACGCUUCCUGGACAACAAGAGUGGAAAGGUGCUUCACUCCAUGGUGGCUCACCUGGAUGCGGUAACCUGCCUGACCACCGACCCCAAAGGCACUUACCUCAUUUCCGGCAGCCACGACUGCUCGGUGCGGCUGUGGACGUUGGAUAGCCGGACUUGCGUGCAGGAGAUCACGGCUCACAGGAAGAAGCACGAUGAGGCGAUCCACGACGUGGCCUUCCACCCGUCGCAGCCUUUCAUCGCGAGCGCCGGCGCGGACGCCCUCGCCAAGAUCUUUGUCUGAAAACCGGGCUUUAGUCUGCUGUUCAUUGCCCAAACUCUGUAUUCACACUACUAACAAACUCUCUCCCUCUCUGACACACACAGACACACAUACUAUAACACAGACAUGUUGGGGUGGGAGUGCACGAGGUGUUCUAUACCCUCAUGUGCUCUCCCUCCCAACCUCAAGAUCAGUGGUUUGUAUUCUGAUAUCAAGUUUGCUUUUAUAACCGCUAGUGUUACUGCUCUUUUUAUCAGUAAGGUUUCCUCUACACUACGAAAUGCAUUUUCAGUUCUUUCGACGUUUGGGGUGUUUGAAUGACGUGUGUGUCCUGCCUGCUCGUUACUGACAAACGGUGACCUUAGGGAGGGUCGAACAGGAGGCGAGGGCUUAUCACAAAAAGUAUGAGAGUCGACCUAUUCAGCUUGGCGCUCCGGUCAAGGCUUGCUUUCGUAAAACAAAAUGUUGAAACCACUUGGUGCAAUUGAUGGUAAAUAUGGUCCAUGUAUAUUACAAAUGUAUGCAUUUUAACAUAUCCAUGACAAUUAAGGCAAUUGCUGAAAGUAGCACAUUUCACUUUUUGAGACAGCUCACAGCUGAAAGUCUUCUUAGCCGAUGCCUUGAAAUGAGUAUCUGUCUUUAAAUUCUCCAUCAAGGGAAAGCCUGAAUGUUUUUGCCAAGUAUUAUGGUCCCAUUAUUUCAAGCAAAUUAUUUGUGCGAUUUAAUAGAGGAAAUUCUUUUGUUUUUAUGUUUAUGGCCAAAAAAAUAUAAAAUAGAAAUAGGAUAACAUUUUGUGCUAUGGAUGAAAAAUGGUGCCAAAUCUGCGCCAAUAGAGAAGGGUCAUCGAUUUUUUUGGGAGGGUUGAUGGGAGGCAGGUGUUGUGUAUGUGGAGGAAUGUUCCCCUCACACCUACACACAUCAGUAAACUGUCCUUUAGAGGCAUAUCUUCGAACCUCCAGCCUUUAGCCCUCCAACUCCUUAGUGUUUACUGCUGGUCAAUAUUCCAGGAUGGUGGUCGGCUCGAUGCACCAGGUGUGUUGUCAUUAUUGCGUGUGUUUGUGACAUUAUCAGUUUUGCUACAAUGUCGAGUCAGUAAAGGGAAAUGAUGGUAGGAUGGUAAAUGGGCCAGAAAGCAAGAUGGACGUGUGUGCGUUGUGUGUUUGGUGUGUGUGUGUAAUGUAAUCUCCUACUGUCUGAUCUGUAUAUAGCGUGUUCUCGGUUAAUCUUGGUGCUAAAAUCAUGUCUGAAUCAGGGACCUGUUGGGGUGCAAACGGUGUUUUCCUUUCAUAUAGGACCUGCAGUCCGCUUGGCUCGAACUGUGGCAGAAAUCAGUCUACAGCCACCAGGGAUGUUGGUGUGAGUUCGUGCCCAGAUACAGGCAAUCCAAAACUAACAUUAGGAAAGGCUUAUUGCUUAAAAUACAAGUUUUUAUUGGAUUUUUUAUUUUUUUUUUUCCUCCCCCCCCCCUUUGUAGAAAACUUUUCCUUUGUUUCAUCAGGAAAGUUCUCGAAUUCUUCUUGUGGAUGUGUAGCUGUCCUGCGUCAAAGGCUGUACAGUUCUUCACUGGUGUAUUCGGGCACCCAGGGCCUUCUGACUGACAAAAGCUGCUUCCUUGAAAAACAGAAAAUGCCACCACAUGGUUGGCCCACUAACAUUAUUUGUAAUAAACAUGCAUGAACAGAACUGUAAAUAUGAAGUAUGGUAUGAGACGGGGGGCUCUUUAGGGCAGUCCAGUGGAACGUCAUGGUCGUUCUCAUGCUACAGGUCCCGCUGCUGCUCCAGCCUCUCUGCCUUCACAGCAUAUCAGAGCUGAUGGACGCGACACUCAAGUCACACAUCGGAAGUAUCGCGACACAAGUUGCUGUAAUACGGCGGGAGUCUGAAUCUGAUCACAACACUAGAGUGGUUGCGUUAUGAAUGGGAAGCACUACAGGGAUCGCUACAGAAGUAAAACCUUAAAAAUGUGUAAAAGUCCAAGAGCGGUUGUCUUGUCGGUCAAUGGCUCGCCGCUUCUGGAUCUCAGUAAAACGCUCCUGAGUGAAACACUGGUUGAGUGGACAAUACCAUGCUGAGUGUUUGACCUCUAACAUUCGACUUAGUCCACUGUGGGACUGAUGGGGCAGUCGGAGGUCCUGACAGUCAUGGCUCUGAUUUGUGUUUUUUUUUUUUUUUUUUUUUCUUUCUUUCUUUCUUUCCGAGUGGAAGGGAAAAUCCUGCUGGUGGCUCUUACGGUUGUGGAAACCCAUUAAAAUGCAGCCAUGAGACUGUCGCGGUGGCACGGCAGGGCGGUCCGGGUCGGUAACCGUCCCUGUGGGCCUCCUCCCUCCCUGCCAAAUUCACGGAAAGGAAGAGGUCUCGCAUGCAGACUGGCUCAUUACUGGGGCCGCUGGAGCAGCCGCAUGGGACAGAGUCGGCACUGAGGUCACUUUUUUCCCCUAUUGGGCUUUAUGCUCCCAUUCGAAUGUGACACAGCUCAUUUGUUACAGUUCAGUGUAAACCACCUUUUCUCCUGUACAGUUAAACAUUUAGGAUGCCCCCCUUAGCAUUUACUUCAUGGGCUCAGCAGGAGGAAGAGUUUACAGUAUCUCUCUCCAGAUUCAUCUAAUUUAUAUACAAUUUUGUUAGUUUUUAAUUGUAAAGGCCUUGAUGGUUUUCCACAAGUUGUUGAGCGUGCUGUUUUUUUUUUUUUCUUUUUCUUUUUUUUUGUGCAUCUCUUUUCUGCACGUUUGUAUCCUGCUGUUGAACCCUCAACACCUUUCUGUCAUCGGCCUUCUUUUCAAAUCGGCAUCCAGAUGCAAUAUUCAACAUAACCAAGAUUAGACAAAUCAAUAUAAAUUGACAGGUGGCAAAAAAAAAGAUAUCAUGUUGUAAAUGUCCGAUCAUUUCCUUUUUUCAGUUAUUUUUCUUUCCUUUAUUAUUGUUAUUAAUAUUAUGAUUAAGAUGUAAUAAUGCUGUAGUACCUUCAGUGUAUUUCGAGUGUAUCAUUCUUUUUAAGUAGGCUUAGAACUUGCUUGUGAAUGAUAAAUUGCAAUGUAAAACUUUCGAAAAUGAGAAAAACGGGAUAACGCAACAGACUACGAAAGUAACAGUCCAAGGCCAAGGUAAAAGGGCUCUUGUUUCUUUGUGUUUUAUUAUUUUUUUAAUAGCAACUUAUCACUGUGUGAUAUUUUGUACAUCAUAUUAAGCUGUAUUCAUACGAUUUCCUGUAACCACAAGGGACAAGAGGCCUGUUCUUUAUUUAUUUGUCUUUUCUUUAGGCUUUUUGUAAUGCAGUCAGGCUUGUAUCAGAUUAUAUAUUUUCCUUUUACUCUUUGAUUUUUGUUUACUUAGCGGGUCUUAUAUGUUGUUAAGGAAA